Bactrocera latifrons is the source of this 2511-nucleotide messenger RNA. Its product is annotated as synaptotagmin 1. The record is from RefSeq and is a predicted model, not a curated record. The transcript is spliced from 12 exons. Gene Ontology annotation, biological process: cellular response to calcium ion; regulation of calcium ion-dependent exocytosis; regulation of dopamine secretion. NCBI's taxonomy places the organism in Eukaryota, Metazoa, Arthropoda, Insecta, Diptera, Tephritidae. Gene Ontology annotation, cellular component: dense core granule; synaptic vesicle membrane; axon. Gene Ontology annotation, molecular function: syntaxin binding; clathrin binding; calcium ion binding. Bases 869 to 2260 code for a protein of 463 amino acids.
UGAGCAUCGACCGUGAACGUUGACGAGGAAUAAAUGCAGCGCUGAAGCCCUUCCAACUUAAGUCGAAAACGCUGCGCCAGAGUGAAGCUAAAUUGUCGAACAACAAAACAACAUAGCUCUACUCGCGUGAACAGCAAAACGCAGAAAGCAAAACAAUUAAAUAAUUUUCAUUGAAUAACUGUUCCGCAGCGAAGUUGCAGGACAGCCAUUAGGGAGGACGAGAAAAGAAUUACAGCGUGAAACUUGCUAAAAAUACGAGCAGCCACAUCAAAUCGGUCCAUCAGCAGUGCCUGUCAUUCGCUAACGGCAUCAUCAUCACGGCAAAAAAAAAAAAACAAUACCGAACUUCARCCAAGAACAACAAACAAACAAGCGAACCAACGAAAGCGCGUCGUCAGCAGCAGUAAUAACGCUUGACACUGCUUGCCGCUCUGCUCUCUGCAGCUUUACGAAGCGACACGGAUGCGUGCAAAAUUGUUCGAGUGCUUCGUAUUGAUUUAACGUUGUUUGCUAAACGUAAAGCACACAGAAAUACAAAUAAAACAAAAGAAGCGCAUAAGUAGAAAGUUAUAAUUAAUAUAAUAAUGAUACAACAAAUACAACCAGCAACUUUAAUGCAGUAGAAAAGUGCUCUCAAUACAAAAAAAAAAAACACAACUAAAGUUUCUCUCUCGUGUUUUUUGAGAGACAAAAGUAAUAACAACGAAUAGCACAUCAUCAGCUGAGUCGUGAAAGAACGUGGCGUAGAAACGGAAAUCGAGACUAUAAUUCAAAAAAUAAAACAAAAAGCAACAAAUUAAAGACGCGACUUUCGCUGUCAUUCUGCUGAUACUCAACAGACCCGUUAAACAAAUAAAAGUAGCACAAAAUGCCGCCAAACACGAAUACGAACACCGAAGAGCAGCUGCCGGAAGAGUCGACGCAAAGUCUGGAACCGGCCGAUCAGAAAGUGGAAGAGACCACGCAGCGUGAGGUGUUCCGUGAGCUAGCGCAAAAACAGGCGGAACAACAGCAGGCGGAAAGUCAAAAAAUGUUCACCACUUUGACACCCAAAACCACAACAGAGGCUGAAGAGGAACCAACCACAACAACUGCGUCUACCAUCCAGAAAAUCGGACAUGCCGGCGAAGUGGUCACCGAAGUGAUUGCCGAGAAGACCGGUCUGCCCACAUGGGGCGUGGUGGCAAUUAUCAUACUGGUAUUCCUCGUCGUCUUUGGUAUACUCUUCUUUUGUGUACGUCGUUUCUUAAAGAAGCGACGAACCAAAGAUGGUAAGGGUAAGAAGGGUGUCGAUAUGAAAUCGGUACAAUUAUUAGGAUCGGCGUAUAAAGAGAAAGUUCAGCCUGAUAUGGAGGAACUCACCGAAAAUGCUGAAGAAGGCGAUGAGGAGGAUAAACAAAGCGAGCAAAAAUUAGGAAGACUGAAUUUUAAGCUCGAAUAUGACUUCAACUCGAACAGCUUAGCGGUCACCGUUAUACAAGCCGAAGAAUUGCCCGCGCUUGAUAUGGGCGGCACAUCAGAUCCUUACGUUAAGGUAUAUUUGCUACCCGACAAGAAGAAGAAAUUCGAAACCAAAGUGCAUCGCAAAACACUAAACCCGGUCUUCAAUGAAACCUUCACAUUUAAGAGCUUGCCCUAUGCCGAUGCCAUGAACAAGACGCUCGUAUUUGCCAUAUUCGAUUUCGAUCGUUUCUCUAAGCAUGACCAAAUCGGCGAAGUGAAGGUGCCACUUUGUACUAUUGACUUGGCGCAAACUAUCGAGGAAUGGCGAGACUUGGUCAGCGUUGAAGGUGAAGGCGGACAGGAAAAGCUUGGAGACAUCUGCUUCUCACUGCGUUACGUUCCCACUGCUGGCAAGCUAACUGUGGUCAUCUUGGAAGCAAAGAACUUGAAGAAGAUGGACGUCGGCGGAUUGUCUGAUCCAUAUGUGAAAAUUGCAAUCAUGCAAAAUGGAAAACGUUUGAAAAAGAAGAAGACAAGUAUCAAAAAAUGCACCCUCAACCCUUACUAUAAUGAGUCGUUCUCAUUUGAAGUACCAUUUGAACAAAUACAAAAAAUCUGUCUCGUCGUUACUGUUGUGGAUUACGAUCGUAUCGGUACAUCUGAGCCGAUUGGACGCUGCAUACUCGGCUGUAUGGCUACCGGCACCGAAUUGAGGCAUUGGUCCGAUAUGUUGGCCUCACCACGACGACCGAUUGCCCAAUGGCACACAUUGAAGGAUCCCGAGGAAACCGAUGAAAUACUGAAGAAUAUGAAGUAAAGUGACGGAGGCGGUUUAUGUAGAAAGUACUAAGUAGGAGGUGUGAAGAAUGUGAGACGUGAAGAUCAAGUUGUUCAUCAAUACAAUGAAUUCAUGUAGUAAACGCAAAAUAAAUCAACUAACAUAUUUACAUACUCACUAUGUAAUAGUUACCCGAACCGUACCGUACCGCAAAUGAAUGCUAGAGAUGAUAGUCUAACAUAACAAAUAUAAAUUAAAAUGCCGUCAACAACAAGAAAAAACAACAGCAA